GAGAGCCUUUAUAAAGGAGGGUAAAGGCGUCACCCCCAUUUCCCCACAAUCCUUUUCCUUCUCCUUCUCCUCUUCUUCUUGCAAUCCAUAGUACUGACCAGAAAAAUGUUGGAGUGCCUUCCUCCGGGAUCUCCCACAUUCUCCUCAAUGCACCAAGCCCCCAUGGAUGCCUCCUCCUCCUCGCCUGUUACAUCCACAACCACCAUCAACCUCUCUCGCAUCUACUCCACCGCUAUUCUUCAGACUAACUCCUUCAAGGAGAUGGUAAGAAUCACCAGCUCCAUGGACCUUGUGGCCGCCGACACCGCUGAUCACGAUGAAGAUCAACUUCAAGACCUCUCCGGGAUGCUCACCCAAGUGCUUAGCCCCAAUCGAGAUCGCGUCCUUAAUGCCCUUCAACGAUCCAAAUCCACUUCCCUUUUAAAUCUCAUUUCUUCUUACUUCGAUUACAGCGAGAAAACCACUAGACUCUGCCUCACCCUUCGUUGCAUCGUUGCUCAAGCCCGUCGACUUUAUUCCCCAAUUAACACCCUCCUCCAAGAUCUUCCCAAUUACUCCCUGUCUCAGCCUUAUUGCGAACUCGUUGUCCAAGAAUUCCAUAAAUUCAAGGAUGACGCCAACCCUUUUCCCCGCCCUGACUCACUGACCUUCCACCCAAUUCGAGACCACUUCUGCGAUCUCAAGCGCCAACUUGAGCGCCGCCUUCGCAAGUCCAGCUCCAGAAUUCGCCUUGUUCGUUCUCCCAACCCCGACCCUAACACCGUCCUUUGCUGCGGGGGUGGUGCUGCGAUUACGGCUUACAUACCUCCGAAGUUCGCCAGGAGAGAACUGGCCUAUGCAGCUCAGCUUAAAGUUGCAUCUAGGAAUACCUAUGUUCUAAAGACUGACCUUGACACGCUUGAUAGCCUCGUCGGCCGUCUGCACAACACCGUGGAGGACGAUAAGCGUUUCAUUCGGCUGGGUUUGAACAUGGGGAAUGAUGAGCACACAAUUCAAGAAGUGCUCAUACAUUUGGGGAAGAACCACCCGAAUUUGAGGAACUACCUUGAUCUUCUUGAGCAGAAGCUAACUACUUGUCUCAUUACUGUCAACCACUCAAGAUCUCAACUUCUCAAGGAGAUUCUACUUCAUCAAACUAGUUCUGACUCUUCUCAUCCGCAAUGGUAACACUUAACUGAAUCCGGGAUUCACCCUAUUUUUUCUUUCUAAAUUUAAUUUUGUUCUUAAACUAAUAUUCAACUUGUCUCUAACCCGUUUAGUUUACUGUUUACACCAAUAGAUAAUAAAUUCAUACCUUCUGAAACUCUCACAGUAGAUUGAAAGCAUUUGCUAAUUGAGUUAUACACGUGCUGUGUUUGAUGGGUUGAAAAACAACUUUUACAAACAAGUUAUGCAUUAAUAUUUUAAGUUAUGAAGUAAUCUUAGAAUAUUGAUUUCCUUGUGUGAGAAUGGAAAGCAGAAUAGUACAUAAAGUUUAUGUAUAAUUAUGGUAUCAAGUGGUGGUAGCAUCGCCUUCUUUAGUUUUGGAUACUAUCUCCUCUGUGGUGAUGCCUACGAUCUUGUUGGCACUCCCCAAAUCUACACAGGAGAAUGCCCCAUCCGCAUCCUCUCUUCCUUUCUUUUCCAAGUUAAAGAAGGCAUAAGAAGACAUUAAACAACAUGAAUAGAAAUUAUCUUGUGCUCGUUAAGUUCUCACUCAGACAACGAUCCCCAACUUCUCUAAUUUGUGAACUGCUUCGUCCACGUCAAAGUUACAGCUCUGAUCAACUGUCUUUGAAUCAGCUGCUCACACCGCAUGUCAAGCUCCUAAUUACAUAACCACAAAAAUAAGCAAAACAUCAACCAGUAACGUCCUAUUCAUUCAUGGUCAAUUCUGUGAGUCGUGAAAUAUAAUGGAACCGCUCACUCCACCUCAUCACAGAGAGAGAGUGCUCCUUACUUCUUGCUGAAUAACUUCAUCACAAAGGAGAAGAAGAGUGCCCCUUCCACUGUCUAGUUGUUUGUCAUAAACGCAGCUUGUGAUUAAGCUCUGAUAUGACACUAAAUUGCCCUGAAACCUAUAGGAAACCGGCGAUAAGUUAGCACUAGCUCAAGGGGUUUGGGAAAUGCAUUACUAACUCUUUGAAGCAACAUAAAGCUAGAGUUUAGAAAAUGAGUAACAUUAGUCACAUCCAUAAGUAGAAAUGGGAAGAGAGGAGGCCAUGUAACUUUAAGAGAGAGAUGUUUUCGCACAGUAACCACCGACUGCAGAGAGGAUAGCUAAAAUGACUUUGAUAUCUGCUUCAGGGACGCUAAGCGAGCCAAUAACAGUAACCUGUCCAAGGUGGACCGGGGAGCUGAGAGGUGUAUUUGUGUUCAUAAGUCCAUACAGACUUUCGGAUAGAAACAAUCAACCAACCCGAUUUCAGCAGACAUGAGGAACGUCACCCAGUCCAUUGGAGUUAAAUCUGGAUUUUUCAUUUCGGGCUGUCAAAAGUUGGAAGUUUUUCCAUAAAUAACCGAGUGCAGAAGUUCCAUACAACAAAAGUCGCACAUUGGCUAACUUGAAUACCAAUAAAACCGGAGGAAAAUAACAACGAGGGUAGAUGGAUUACGGAAGCUACAAGCACAAUCUCAAGAUCAGCUAUUGGUAUAUUCUUCAAAUGCUUCACGAAGAUACCCCGUUCCAUUUCCUUUUUUGUGUUUGCUGGCCUAUUCAAUUAUAUCAUUGUUAGAAGUCAAUAACAUUUCUAAUUUAAAGUCUAGAUAAA
Cucumis sativus (cucumber) is the source of this 2750-nucleotide messenger RNA. RefSeq names its product UPF0496 protein At3g19330. Lineage: Eukaryota; Viridiplantae; Streptophyta; Magnoliopsida; Cucurbitales; Cucurbitaceae. The transcript has 2 exons. The record is from RefSeq and is a predicted model, not a curated record. The coding region runs from base 106 to 1167 and encodes 353 amino acids.